AUGAUUUUUUUAUCAAAAUUCUUUAGUGAUGACUAUUAUAAAGAAUCUUUGAAUACGAAUCCGGUUCUCGCUGUGCGUAUUGUGGGGGAUAAGUCUCUUCCCCUUAUGAAAAGCUUGAUAGAAACUGAGACUUUGGAUUUUCAAAUACAUAUAACCUUUUCCGAUUCCCUUGACGAGAUUAAGCCUAAAAAGAGAAAAUUAAAUGCAGCGCCCAACAAGUCUUUGCUAAAAAGCAAAUGGUGCUACAAGCAUCAAUAUCAAAACUUUGGGUGUAUUUUGUUCACUUUGGUAUUAUGUGAACUCCAUAGUGAGACCGCAUCUGAUCAACUGAAUUUUCUUUUGAGGCAAGUCAAUGAUAGACUGAUUUGCUCUAAUAUUGUCAUUGUCUGCAUCACUCCGGAAACAACAAACGACAUUGACAAAGAGUUCUUGGGUCAUCUGCAUCAGCUCUCAAAAAAGAUGCUCAGUGAACGUUUAUAUAGUUUUACUGCGAUCUGCGUAAAUUCUACGAAUCACUUCGUAGUAUCAAACCUCAGAAAGACUUUAGUCAAUGCAGCUUUAGAUUACCAUAAAAACGAAAUUACAAGGCUGAAGGAAAAGAAUAAAUUAUUAUCCCACCAGAAUUCACCAUCACCUCUCGCACGAGUGUAUUUUAAAAUAGCAUGGCACUAUUUGAUUCUUCGUAAAUAUGAGGAGGCGAAGAAGAAAUUAAUGAAGGCUUAUAGGAUCUUAAGAACCUUUUUCCCAAAUUUUCCACCCUUCGAUGUGCGCAUGGUUGCAUCCCUUCUUUUGAUGCACAUUAUAUCAGUGCUCCCACUAUGUGGAGAAGUCCUCUCCCUCAAAUCGGAACUUUUUGAGGCAUUUAGUUCACACAUCAACUGGGUUGGGUCCGCCCUCACGUCUGAGUAUAACUACAGUUGCAGAAAGCUUGUACUAGUUCUAAGGAGUGCUUUAGUGGCUGAAUGGUGCGAAAUUCUAGCCAGGAAAACUCUUGAUAUAAGCCCACUGAUGCGAAGUGAUCUUCUGAUAUCUGCUGCCAAUAAUUUACAGCAAAUCAAAUCCAUUUCAGAAAAUGCAUUAGAAAGGAAAGCAAUCUUUUCUCCCGUAUACAUUGGAACGGAAUGCUUUAACGAUACCUACGCUGAUGUUUUUUUUGGGAUGUUUAAGCAUUCAGUGUUGUCAGUUCAUAUCUCCGGAUUAUUAGAGGAAGCUAGUGCAACCUCCACCCCUGAGUAUCGAAAGUUUGAAAAGGCUUAUUUCGAAUUGUGUGCACAGGAAACACUUAGCUUAAAUCUUCUUGAAAACCUCCUUGAUAGGGACUGGCAUUCUCUCUACGUUUCCGAUUUUUUUAGCGCUCUGGUUCUGGACAAAUAUAAAGAUAUACCUGUGGGUACCUCAAAGGAUGAAUUGAUUUAUUAUAUCCUUAUUAAUGGUUGUGUGAGCCCACUUUCGAUAUCAUCGCAGAUGCAAUUUUGUAGAAGACUCGAAAAAUUAUCAAAGCGACCAGCUCCAACUUUACGCUACCCGUAUGGUAGUUUUCAGCCACCCUUUACUGUUGUUGCACAAAUUGAACACGAUUCUGUAGAGGCAUCGGAAGGCAGAGCACCACUAAUUUUGAUGUUCUUCACUACCUCUGUUAAACCCAUUACAUUGUCCAACAUUCAAAUAUCCUUACUGGACAUUAAUUGUUUAGAUGUAGAUUCAGGUAUGCUUCAAACUUCCUUACCUGGUUCUUAUGAAAUUGAAGCGCGUGAGUCUACAAAGGCCAAUCUCGAGAUCACUUUUCCGCAAAAUGGUAAAUAUAUUUGUCACAAGUUAUGGGCCACUGCUUCAAUAGGGAUCUCCAUGUUUGACGUCGUUUGGUCUCUCCAUCAAUUGGAUGGUGAGGUCAGGUCAAAACGUUUUCCCAUUUUGGCAAAAAAACCAAUUUUGAAUGUUACGAAACCUAUUUCAUUUGCUAAAGUGUCAUCUACUACUUGUGUAGAUGCUGUGGAAUAUGAAAACUUUGAAGUAACUAUUACCGUUGAGGGAAAGGAAAGUCUGUUGACUAAUGUAAGCAUCUCGUUUACCUACUUGCCCGAGUUUUUUUCUGGAGCGCUUUUUUGCUUUUCCGCAGAGAAUGGAGACAUUAAGCUUUGUGAGAACAUUCUUCGCUCGAAGGACGGGUCGGUCUAUGCGCUUAAUGAUAUAUCUCCUGAACACACCAUGUCUUUUGUGCUUCGUGGGAAAUGUUUAAGGAGUGGUGUGUACCAAGUUCCAAUUAUAUUUCGUCACUCCACAAAGGAUUUUGUGGACAUGGAAAUUGUAAGGAUUUCCGUAUGGGUGAUCAACCCACCGUUUUCCGUUGACUAUUUUUGUUUUACUUCUACACUGUGGUGUUCCUACACUGGUGAGGUGAAUCUUCCCACGACAAAUUCCGUGUAUCAGCAGAGGGACUCAAAUAUUCUUGAGAAGCCAAGGGAUAGCAAGCUCUUACUGACUUCAACUUCAACCGCAGAAUGGUAUAGCAAAAAUACUGCACUUUAUUAUGCUGUACGUGACAAGGAUGCUUCCUCAAAAGCACCGUUAAGGACCUCUGUGGGAGAAAUGGUGACAUUUCUUAUUAAUCUAAUAUGUACAGCAGGGAAAAAAAUCACUGUGUUAAAAUCUGAUGUCAUAUGCAGCGAAGAGUUACAGCUCCACAGUCUAUCGUUUGGGGAGCUUCCAUGCGUUUUGGAUGAAGAAGAGUCGGUGUCAAUUGUCGCCCAACUAUGUGCACGAAAAAAGGGUGUUCUCUCACCUGGAUUCGUCCGCAUUCUGUUCAAACCCCAGUUUUCCUCCUCUCCUCAACUCGUGGCUGAUCUAUCACUUCCACUUAUUAUAAUUGAAGACGCUGCCAUUAGGCUGAAGUAUGUUUACCCUUCUACCGUUCUCUUUGGAUACAUCAUAAUAUUGAAAUUAGUCAUCGUCAACAUGGGGAAGGAUCUUUUUCGUGGUGAGCUCCUCGUAGAUACGCGAUCAGACUGCUUUAGUAUUGGUGGACGCACUCGAUGGAAUCUUACUGUUUGCCCACAAGAUAAUACCGAGGAGCGAAUAGAGCUGAUCCCCUUGAAGGUUGGUGAAUUGCCGUUGCCACUUAUUCGGCUUAACGACAUUCAUGGAUCACCUGUAGUAGCACACCCUAACGUAGCACAUCAUGUGACAGUUUUUUCAGGUCAACAGCCGUGUUCGAAUUUCGAUACACUGAUACAAGUGACUUAGAAUGAUAAGACAGCCU
Phytomonas sp. EM1 is the source of this 3256-nucleotide messenger RNA. Lineage: Eukaryota; Euglenozoa; Kinetoplastea; Trypanosomatida; Trypanosomatidae. The record is from the annotation of a GenBank genome assembly.